UAUGAAAUAUGUGCUCAGAUUUCUAUAUAAAUAAAGAAGAACACGUGAGUCAAAGAAAUUGAGCACAUUAAAAGGUUUCUGCUAGAUUUAUGCCAUCUUAGUUUCUGCCUGAGAACUUUCGAUACAGUUUGCUUCUGAAGCUAUCCUUCUGAAUUCAUCGUUGUCAUCAUGCAGAUUCUUCUGGGAGCCCUUGUCUGCCUUUUUCUUGCUACUUCAGGCAAUGCAUUAUACUGCGAAGUCUGCACAAGCUUUGGUACCAGCUGCACAGGUAGCCUCCAGACUUGUAAGGAUGGCAAUGAUACCUGCAUCAUCGCUGUGGCCGAAAAUACACUAGUUGGACAGACACUUCAGACCAUUACUAAAGGUUGUGUUUCUUCCAGUAUCUGUAAAGCUGGGCUAACCUCUAUGAAUUUUGGACAAGGAAAGAAAAUACGAUCAAGCACUAUUUGUUGUGUGGGAGAGGCCUGCCGAACAGCAGUGCCACAAAUUCCUCCACUCAUCAGCCAAACCAAUGGGAAGCAAUGUCCAGCCUGUUAUGCUGUGUCGCCCAGCAGCUGCAAUGAGGAUGAAAUUGUGGAGUGUGUUGGAUCAGAGGACAGUUGUCUCGAUAUGGCUGUAACUGUUACUUAUGGAACUUUUGUUGUCAAAACGCUUCAGAAGGGCUGCGUCACCAAAUCAGUCUGUGAUGAUAUUAAAACAGGUGAAACAGAAAUGAAUGAGGUGCACAGUUUCAUCACAAAGGCCACGUGCACAGCAGCCUCCAGCCUGGCCUGAAACGUGGACAUAAUCACCCACAAACCCGGUAUCACCGGCCUCCUUCUGGAAAUGGUCUUCAUUCAAUCCACUUGCAUUGUGUUGUAUGAUUUAACUUUUCCCAAAAUAGCUCAAGCCUCUUGGGUGUCUUGGCUGAAAUCUGAAUGAAAUGAAUAAAGAUUAUGAAAUAUGAGGAAAA
Messenger RNA from Anolis carolinensis (green anole), 952 nucleotides. Its product is annotated as phospholipase A2 inhibitor and Ly6/PLAUR domain-containing protein. Gene Ontology annotation, molecular function: phospholipase inhibitor activity. NCBI's taxonomy places the organism in Eukaryota, Metazoa, Chordata, Lepidosauria, Squamata, Anolidae. The coding region runs from base 169 to 774 and encodes 201 amino acids. The record is from RefSeq and is a predicted model, not a curated record. Gene Ontology annotation, cellular component: extracellular region. The transcript has 6 exons.